AUGGGUCGGGUACGGAGAUCUCGUACACAUCAUGCACAACGCGACGUGCAUCGCGCAUCCCGUACAAGGGCUCGCACAAAAGAUCUCGAUCAAAUCCAGCUCAUUGAUCUAGACCCGAAGAAUCGAGCUGGUCUUGAAGCACAGCCUAUUGACCUCGAGAAACCUGGCCUUGCCCAGCAUUACUGCGUUGAAUGUGCAAAAUACUUUGAGACUGAUACCGCGCUCCAGUCACAUUGGAGGGGCAAAGUGCACAAACGACGGUGUAAAAUUUUGAAGGAGCCUGCAUAUACGAUAGAAGAAGCAGAAAGGGCUGCUGGACUUGGGCGAGAAGGGAAAAGAACACCGAUUUCUACACACGCGAUGCCGAUAGAUACUUAG
Molecule: messenger RNA, 378 nt
Organism: Suillus plorans
Lineage: Eukaryota; Fungi; Basidiomycota; Agaricomycetes; Boletales; Suillaceae
Exons: 4
Coding region: 1-378 (125 amino acids)
Source: RefSeq, a predicted model, not a curated record